Molecule: messenger RNA, 4697 nt
Organism: Polyodon spathula (Mississippi paddlefish)
Lineage: Eukaryota; Metazoa; Chordata; Actinopteri; Acipenseriformes; Polyodontidae
Product: protein Mdm4-like
Exons: 11
Coding region: 621-2312 (563 amino acids)
Biological process (GO): negative regulation of apoptotic process; protein ubiquitination; regulation of cell cycle
Cellular component (GO): nucleus
Molecular function (GO): ubiquitin-protein transferase activity
Source: RefSeq, a predicted model, not a curated record
AGAGGUCGCUUAAAUUGGACAUAGUAUCUUUUUGUUAUUCCGUUUUGAGCCGUGCUUACUUAAUUUGCAUACAGAAAGGUGUCCUAGCUAUUCUUGCCGAGUCCUAAGUGAACCUGCAGAGGGAAGUGAUGGCAGGACUAUUAGUACGAAUGAUUUAUAUUCUAGAAUGGAGCUAGGGCAAUGGAAAUUACUGUGCAUAAGAUUAAAAUAGUGUAUCAAACUGCCCAAGCACCUACGUUAAGACACCUGAUUAAAUAGUAAAAGCAGUGAAGUGAAGCCUGUCAUCUGUAGGGGUGCUCCUAGCCAUAAGUUCGAGUUAAGCAUAACAAGCAUUGUGUAACUCCCCAGUACAAUUGUGAAGAGGCAGUAUCCCACUUUCCAGAAAAAGCAUGCUUUAAAUUGCAUGCAUAAAUGAGUUAGUUAAGCUAAAUGCAUUUAUUUUAUUACUGUCUAACUUGUUUAAAAUUUAUUAGUGUCUGUGCAACUAGCUAUCUGUGUUCAGCUCUGCCACCUGGAAUCUCUGAAAUAUAUCCUCCUUCCUUUAUAAUAAAUAAAUAAAUAAAAACUCCCCCAAGAGCUGACUCUGUCUUUCUGACAUUUUAAUUGGACAAUCCCCUUCCAUGUUUAUCUCCCUGGAUUUCCCUGCUGGUUUGCAGUUGACUCAGCUGUCCCUGUCACUUUUUUUCUGUCUGAUGUGUCAUUGUGGGCAGCCCUUCUUGCCCCAACAUGUCAGGGCAGGACCUAAGAUGACUAAAAAUGAGUUCUGUAGGCACGUUACCCUCAUUGAGGAAGCUGGCUGCCUGGCACACAUAUACGCAUCUCUGUCAAGGUUCUCUGUUUCACUGCCAAAAAUGACCACAGCUACCGCCUCAACACAGUACCCAUCAUCAGACCUGACAUGCAGGCUUUUACCUGGGGAUAUGAGCCAGGUUCAACCCAAGAGCCCCCUGCUGCAGAUCCUCUGUGAGGCCGGUGCUCAAGGAGAUACCUUCACCUUAAAGGAGGUCAUGCAUUACCUGGGACAGUACAUCAUGCUGAAGCAGCUGUAUGACAAGCAGAGGCAGCACAUGGUGCACUGUGAGGAGGACCCACUUGGAGAACUGCUGGAAGUCAAGAGCUUCUCCGUCAAAAACCCCAGCCCAAUCUAUAAGAUGCUGAGAAAUAAUCUGAUUGUUUUAAAUUGUACAGAUGCAGGUGCUGCAAAGACUCUUUCUGUCGCCAAGGAUUCAAAUCAUGAAGCAACAAAAGAAGAGCCCGGUCAGAGAGGCACUGGGCAGUGUGAGGAGACCCCAGGAUUAGAGGCAGCAAGCAGAUCCCACAAACCACCUACCGUGCAUCGCAGACACAGGGAGCCUGACCAAGACUCUGAAGACGGCCAGCCUUGUAAACGGAAAAAGCUGAACGUUCUGUUGGAGGACUGGGACUUGUCUGGUCUGCCCUGGUGGUUCCUUGGGAACCUGCGCAGUAACUAUAGCCACAAGGGCAAUGGCUCCACAGAUAUUCACUCAAACCAGGAUGAAGACACUGCCAUUGUGUCGGACACCACAGAUGACCUGUGGUUCCUGAAUGAGGGAGAGAGCGAGCGAGUCAGCAUCGAGAUGAAGGAAGCAGCCCUCGAGCCAGACAGGGGCAGCGAGAGAGAGGAGGGGGGAGAGAAAGAGAUGCUGGAAUGCUCUCUCUUUGAGAAGGAACCUGAAGAAGACUCUCAGUGUCAGAGUGAUGACACUGACACUGAGGUCUCCAUACAGGAUGCCUGGCAGUGUACGGAGUGCCGCAAGUACAACUCCCCGCUGCAGCGUUACUGCAUCCGCUGCUGGGCCCUUCGCAAAGACUGGUACAAGGACUGCCAACGACUGGUACACGCCAUCUCUCUACCGGACAUCGCUGCUAGUGCGGUGGGGCAAGAGGCUGAACAAGAUGAUGGGAUUGAUAUCCCUGACUGCCGCAGAACCGUGUCUGACCCAAUCAUCCUACCCUCUCACCUCUCCGACAGACCAGGGUCCCCCAGAAAAGCCCUAACCCUAACGGCAGCUGCCCUCACCCCUUCAGGUGUCUCUGAGGGGCUCGAGAGCUCCCAGGGGGACAGUCUGGAUCUGCUGGAUUUAGGGCAGGGGGUGAACGUGAGGUCGGAAGCUAUCCUGGAGCCCUGCAGCCUGUGUCAUGUUCGCCCCCGCAAUGGAAACAUCAUCCACGGGCGGACAGCCCACCUGAUCACCUGCUUCUCCUGCGCCAGGAAGUUGCACAAAUUCCGCUCUCCAUGCCCAGGCUGCGGCCUGAUCAUCCAGAGAGUCAUCAAAAUCUUUGUCGCUUAGCUUUGAACGAAACUCCUCUGAGUCUUUUUAACACCUCUCUGUCUUUCUCUCUCGUUCUGUCUUUAAAUACACCCGCACCCCACCCUUCUGUCCCGCUGUCCUGUAUCUGUGCCUGCUUACCAGCUCUCCCUCGGUUGUCUGUGCCAUGAUUCUCUUUCCUGCUCUCUUUGGGACAACUAAAAGCAUUUUUUUUUUUUUAUAAGAAACUAAAUAUUUAUUUUCAAAUCUACAAGGCUUUCCAGUGCAUGUAAAAUGGCACACAGCUGCUGAGAUUUCAGAUCAAAUUGUAGCAAAAACCUGAACAGCUUGUGGGCCCGCAGGCACAAGGAUUGGCAAAGCUUCACCACUGCCAAUGUUCUGUGUCAAGUAAUGCUUGCAUUUCUGUGCCCCUUCAUAUUGAUGGAACCCUAGCCCUGUUGGAAGACAGAGGGUACCCUUGGUAUGUGGCAUUCCCCGACACACCCAUACACACUGCCCCUCUCCUCCCUUUGCUGCUGCACCUCAUAUCGGAGGACACCUUUUCUUGGCUGGUAGGGGAUAGGUCAAUUUAAGCCACAUACUGAUAAUUGGGGGGGGGGGAUUGACUUUUGAACUCUAUAUUCCUAGUUAGUAUUUUACUUGAGAGCCAAAAUGUAUUCCAGAUCAGGACUCCCUGAGGGUGAAAGCAGAGGGACUUAGAAUCUCACAUUCUCAACAAAACUAGAAGACAAGAUAUUUUCAGUUAAGAGCCUUUUGUAUCCUGAAGCUGCAUGCCAUCAGUUAGCUAUAGGCUCAUUUUAUACUGCCUAAAAAAACAACUGUUCAUUGUACGCUUGCUGCAGUUCAAACGAGUUUGUGCGGGUCUCAGUAAAGGAAGGGUUUCGCUGUACAGAAAGUUGUCAGCAGCUACCCCACCCCUUCUUUAAUGUAUUUUGCCUUACAGAGCACAGGAUUCUAAUUUCAAAGCAGCAAGUUGCUAAUUAAAUGAAGGACAUGGUUCUUUUUGAGGUACUUGGUAGAGUAACCCAGGCAGUGGAAACAUCUGCCCUUGUCCUCAACAUUGACAGCUGCUUUUUUUUUUUUUUUUUUUUAAAUAUAGUUGUGUAUUAUAACGAAUAAUCUUAUUAUUAAUCAAAGGCUGGCUGUCUGGUGUAUUUUUGUACAGAAGGUUUUAAUUUAUAGUAAAAUCUUAUUUGUCCAAUGUAAUUAACCACGCUGAACUACUAUGUAAAGUAUAUGUGAAGAGUUUAUUUUUCUGCGUUAUAAUAACUGCUGUUGUAAUUUAUUGGUUAUCACAGUUUAUUUAUUGUGGGCUUUAACCCCAGCAGUUUUAAAAGCUUAGUCAGAAGGGUUUUGUUUUUUUUUCUCACUGCCAGACAGAAUAGACUAAUGUGUUCUAUGCGUUCAUUUGAAGCAGCUGUUCAUUAUCUAUUUUUCGUGUCCAAAAAAACAAACCCAGUAAUCAUUCUAUUUGUAGAAGCUGCCAAUUAUAAAAAUGCAAAAUACCAAAGCAGAUUUGUAGGUGCAGUACAGGUCAGUAAAUUUAAAGCAUGAACUUUCUUAACUCUUCACACCUUUCCGUUGAUGAAAAGGAUUUGUUCAUUCCAGGCACGUGGCACAAUUUCCUCAGUGUAAUUAAAAGGGUGUUAAUGGCACUGGUCAUGUUAAUUUGAGUGUGGGGCUUUAAUACUUAAUUUUACUGCCGUCUCUUAUAAGGGGUAGAAUUGUUGAUUUGUUUGUGUGUGUUUUGUUUCUCUUGAAAGCACUUGAAUUUUAACAUUUGAUUUGAUUUUUUUUUUUUUUUUUUUUUUUUGUUGAAGUAGAAAUGUUUGAGCAGCUCUGUAGUUACCUGUCAUUAAGUACUUUUCAGUGCAAAGAGAAACUUGUGAAGAGGCCAAGACAGCACUGUUCACUGUGUGCAUAAUAUAAAAAGCAGACUUGAAACCGAACCUAAAACUGGAACCACCGUAACCCCUUUUACUUUUAAAACUCUGUGAUGCCUGCCAGUGGUGAGUGCUGCACGUGUGCCUAACACCCCGUUGUUAAUAGUUACAGGAUGGGUUUCUACAAGGGGACUUUGAAGACUGAUCAUUUAUUGUUUCUUGUUUCUGUAAAGAGAACUUAGUUCAGCAUUAAGAGGUUUAAGUUUUGUGGGUACAAGGAAUAUGGCAAUGCUAGAAUCUGGCUUUGCUGUCAGCUACCCUGUCACAGCUGUGAAACUGGGGGGUUGUUGUGGUAGUAUUUGAGCCCAUGACCCCCCCCCACACUGCAGUCUGACUUUGUUUUCGUAAGAACCUUCACUGCCAUUUGUUAGAGAAAUUGUUUACAUGUAAAAUGAUUUUUUUUUUUUUUGUCUCGCAAGUGUUGGACUGAAUCUUCACAUUAAAUAAACAAGAACGUGUUCAA